This is a messenger RNA of Cuscuta campestris, 1828 nucleotides long. Lineage: Eukaryota; Viridiplantae; Streptophyta; Magnoliopsida; Solanales; Convolvulaceae. The record is from the annotation of a GenBank genome assembly.
UCAUAGCCGAAUCAGUGUUUCGUCCAAUUGCUCAAACUCGCGAUUAGACGCCUCGCCGGGAAGAAGUUCGCUGUCAGCCGCUGUCCGCCCCGGGAUCUUCGGACAGGGGAAGGUCAGCCGUGGUCGCACUGCCGUCGAUCGUGGUCGCCCGUAAAACAGCCGCAGACCAGAGUCGGAAGGAAGGAGCUCGACACCGCCGCCAUCGUCCUGUGUCGCCGCUGCCAUUGGGAUCGCCGGAAACAGCCCGACCAACUGAUUCUUGUUUUGUUUAAUUUGCCAAUUAAUUGAGGUAAUAGGAACGAUGAAUAAUGAGACGGUCUUGGAGGCAGCGAGGGCGAAGAGAUGGAUGGUUGCUAGCUGGAGGAGUUAUCUAAUAUAAUAUUUAAGUUUGAAUUAUUAUAUUUUUAAGGGCAAGAACCUAGAGAUGUAUUUUGAUUAAGUACUUAGAGGCUUCCGCUCCGUUUUGUUAACUCUGAUGGAUGUUUAAAUAUUGUUUUGAAUUAAAUGUUUUAAAUUGUUUUGGAAAUUAUUGUGAAUGAAUGCCAAUUUAGUAGCAACCCGAUCCGCUGGUCCUUGUAUUCGGAGCCUUACUCUCUGUAAGACUUAACCGUUUGAGAGAAACGAUCAAUGGCUUCUACUCAAAACUUAUACGCAGGUUUAGGAGAAGGGCAAUCCACCACGAGGCCUCCAUUAUUUGAUGGAACAAAUUACACAUAUUGGAAGGAGCGGAUGAGAAUUUUCAUCCAAGCCAACAACUUUCUCCUAUGGAGAAUUAUCAAGAAUGGGGAAGAAGUGCCCAUGAAGAAAGUUGGGGAAACCACCGUUCCCAAAACCGAAGACGAAUACGAUGCGCAGGAUAUCAAGAAAAUAGAGAACAACGCCAAGGCUAUCAACAUUCUUUACUGUGCAGUAAAUCCGGACGACUACCGGAAAAUUUCAUGUUGUUCGACCGCUAAGGAUAUGUGGGACAAGCUCGAAAUCACAUAUGAAGGUACAAAUCAAGUCCGAGAAGCUAAGAUAGAUUUUCUAACCCAUGAAUAUGAAUUGUUUCGUAUGAAGGAGAAUGAGAAAAUCGAUGAGAUGUUUGAACGAUUGUCCAAAAUCGUUAAUGAUCUCCAUGCUCUCAAGAAGACGUACACUGACAAGGAGCUUGUGAGAAAAAUCAUGCGAAGUCUCACACCGGAGUGGCGAUCCAAAGCUGAUGCCAUUCAAGAAUCCAUCGGCAUCACCAACGUCACCAUUGACGGACUUAGAGGUAAUCUCAAAACCUAUGAGUCUACCAUUCUUUAUCCCUCUCUAGGUGAACAAAAGAAGAAUGGGAUUGCCCUCAAUGCAUCUACAAGCCAAGAACAUGCUAUGGAGGACUCGAGUGACGAAGACGAGUUUGGGGUCGUGCUCAAGAAAUUCCAUAAGUUCAUGAACCAAGAGUAUGAAUGGAAAGGAAAGAAGCAAGGAGGUCCACCCAAAUGCUAUGGGUGUGGAGAAGUUGGGCAUAUAAAGCCAAAAUGUCCAAACGCCAAGAACAAGAAGAAAAUGUUCAAGAAACACCGAGCCUACAUCUCAUGGGGAGGUGAUUCCGGCGACGAGUCAUCGGAAGGCGAAGAAAAUGAAAGCGCCAACCUUUGCCUCAUGGCACACGAGGAACCACCGGAAGAGGUUUUGAUAAUUGCCAAACCGCCGUGGAUAUGAAGAGUUUCACUGAAUAACUCAAGGUGUGAAGAAUGGCAUGGAACAAGACCAAAAAGACUCAAGGACAAGAUCAAAAAUUGAAGACUUAGUCGAGUCGGUCUCUUGUGAUCAAAACCGACAAUCAAUUUUCAAGUCUCGG